This is a messenger RNA of Cottoperca gobio, 2512 nucleotides long. Its product is annotated as zinc finger protein 239-like. The transcript has 2 exons. The coding region runs from base 109 to 1293 and encodes 394 amino acids. Gene Ontology annotation, molecular function: RNA polymerase II cis-regulatory region sequence-specific DNA binding; DNA-binding transcription factor activity. NCBI's taxonomy places the organism in Eukaryota, Metazoa, Chordata, Actinopteri, Perciformes, Bovichtidae. The record is from RefSeq and is a predicted model, not a curated record. Gene Ontology annotation, biological process: regulation of transcription by RNA polymerase II.
ACAGAAUUACAUCAUAGCGGACUGUUUUUAGCUGGGCUCAGUUGGUGUGUUUAGCUAAAAAACAACAAAUAGUCUGCAUGGUAUUUAUGUGUAACUAAUUCGCUCAAAAUGUCUUCAUCCCAGUGUUUCAGAGAGUUUGUCAACGAGCGACUAACUUCUGCUGCUGAAGAAAUAUUCGUUGUUUUUGAAAAAACUAUCGUAGUGUAUGAAGAAGAGAUCGAUCGUCAGCGCAAACUGCUGGAUAUGGUUUUGAAGCCAAAGAUAAACCUACACAAGAAAAAGAUCGCACAGUUAUCUGUUUGUAAUGAGGUGCUCGCUGACCAGCAGCUCUGUAUUCAGGAGAGGAACUUCAGUCUGGACCAAGAGGACCCAGAGCCUCCACAGAUCAAAGAGGAACAGGAGGAACUCUGCACCGGUCAGGAGGAAGAGCAGCUUGUACUGAAGCAGGAUACUGAUAUGUUUAUGUUAAGGCCUACUUUUGUGGGAAGUGUUCUCUGUGAAGAUGACACUCUGCUUUUGGAUCCACUGCCCAACAUCUCAGUUGUAGUUAUAAAAUCUGAAUCUGACCGAGAGGGUUCAGGUGUAUCAGAACCAAAUGGUGUCCACCACCUUUCUCACAACUCUCCCAGAGCUAGAAGCCACACAAGAGGAAACCACGAGAAUGCAAGUUCUGACCAGAAACUACAGAACAAACAUUUCAAAUGUUUAUUUUGCACAGAGGAGUUUCAUGAUUUCUUGAAGUUAAAAAUCCACAUAAGGGCCCAUACUGGUGAAAAGCGUUUUAAAUGUGACACCUGUGGGAAAGGGUUCACCAAAAAGUCUCUGGUGAGGAAACACAUGAUGACCCACACAGGGGUGAAGCCUUUUAGAUGCAGAGUAUGUGGAAAGGAAUUCAACUGUCAGUCAAACCGCAUCACUCAUAUGAAAACUCACACAGGUGAGAAGCCCCACACUUGCGUCACCUGUGGGAAAGGUUUCAACCGCGCCGCAGAUAUGAGGAGGCACAACCGAACUCACACAGGGGAGAAACCGUACAGCUGCGUCUACUGCGGGAAGGAGUUUUCUUACCACUCAUCUCUCACAAAUCACAUCCGAGUGCAUACAGGGGAGAAGCCUUAUACAUGUAUUUGGUGUGGGAAAGGGUUUGCUGUCAGCACAACAUUAAAAAUACACACCAGAGUCCAUACAGGAGAAAAGCCGUAUCAAUGCAACAUUUGCGGGAGAAGUUUUUCUCAUAACACAGGACUGAGAUUUCACAGGAGGAUUCAUGCAAGGGAGAAACAGCAAAACUGAAAUAUCUUUUGAGAACGGUUCAAAAUAUGUACAAAGUAACAGUAGACUGAAGGGAUUCAACUAUAGGUAUGCCAUAUAGGAAACGCAAUUUAAGAGAUUUAAGAUUUGUAAGUAAAACUGACAUACUUAUUCAGACAUGAGACUGACCUGCGACAUUUCCAUCACAUGCAUGUUACGGCGGCUGACUUACUGAAAUACUAGAUCUAAAUGUACAAAACGUCUGUUUCGUUAUCACCCAGCUCUAUAAGAAAUAUAUAUGCAUGCUCCCUAUAUGGACUGACACUAAAUUAAACUCUUGCAGAUCAGUAUUCAAAAUAACUACCAUGGCUGAAAUAGUUCAUCCAAACAUACACUGGUUCCAAUUUCUCAAAUAUGAGGAUUUACUGUUUUGUUUUUUUGUUUCCCUCAGAUCAUUAUGAACUACGUUGGGUUUAUGGUCAGAAGAAAACCAAGCAACUUGCAUAAUGUUGCUUGUUUGCAUAUGUCCUCUUUGGAUCUGUGACCUUUUUACCCAGCUUGCAUUGAGAUGUUGAGGUUUAUUUUAAGUGCUUUGUCAAAGAAAAAUGGUUCAUGCCACUGACUGCCUUCUUCUGUUACUGCAGUUUUGAGGAGCAUGAGGCUGACAUCCUUCUUACCUACAACUACAGUCUAUUUAUUAGUCUGUUGCCUUUUGUUCACUAUAUUUUGUAAUGUUGCAUUACUUGUUAUAUAUUACUUGUGUUGGUAUGUCCCCCAAAGGGUCAGAUUACUUUUGUGUAAUUGUCCAGAUAUUAAAUAUUCUUACAUUAAAAAUGCUACUCAGUCUGUCGAUUGCUGGAUCUCAUGUAUUAGUGUUUUGAGGGAACCCCCAGUAAUAUUCAGAAGUGUCAACAUUGCUUUUAUUGCAAAACGUCACAUUGCUGUUCUUAUCUUUGGUUCCUCUCGUGCAUUUAUACAAUCUUAUGUCUUCUCUGGAGAAGAUUCUGGCCAGUUUCUUGAUUUUCCAUAGCUGUUGAAAUGUAUAAAAUGGACAAAAUGUUCCCUUUUGUGUUUUCCUAAUAUGUCACACUUUAUGUGCCUGUCAGACUAAAGUGAGGGCUUAAUAUGUAUGUACUCCAAUGUUUAUAAUCUGUAUGGUUUAAGAGUCAAAUUUGCUCAAUCUGUUGAAUUAGAUUAUUCAUGAUCGAUGUUAAACUCAUUUAUGUAUGCCUGUUCUCAUAUAAAGAGUUUUUUUAAAGUC